Molecule: messenger RNA, 4638 nt
Organism: Hydractinia symbiolongicarpus
Lineage: Eukaryota; Metazoa; Cnidaria; Hydrozoa; Anthoathecata; Hydractiniidae
Product: 5-hydroxytryptamine receptor 1B-like
Exons: 3
Coding region: 155-1159 (334 amino acids)
Biological process (GO): G protein-coupled receptor signaling pathway
Cellular component (GO): membrane
Molecular function (GO): G protein-coupled receptor activity
Source: RefSeq, a predicted model, not a curated record
AGCAAUUCUGAACAAAACUCUUGGGAAAAAUGGAUAAAGAAUCUAAUUUAAACCUAAUUUAAGCAUUAUCAUAAAGAACUUUCAGCUAUAUCUUUCUGUAACAUAUCGCUUAAUUUCACCGAUUUUCACGCAAAAGUCUGAAGUAGUUCAGUUCAUGCGAAAGACAUUAGCCAAACUACAUGGUGUUUCGCUCCAGUCGGUUUCCUCUGGUAGUAGAAUGUCACCAAGAACCGGACUUCCUGAAUUUAGUCAAUUGGCUCCUACUACUGGUCAUUUAAUGCAUCCACCUCCUAAUGAUAAAGAAGUAAUGAAUAGAUCGAUUGAUUUAACGUUUGGUUUAAUCGUUGUGAUACUAAAUAUCGCUGAAAUUAUUCUAAUCAGCAGAAUUAAACGAAAAAAGAAAAUAUACGAAAUAUGUAUUCUGAGUCUCUCCGUUACAGAUUUGCUUUUCGGAAUUUCAAACAGCGUUGUCAGUGCAAUAUAUCUUUCAAAAAAUGCUCAAAAUGAAAGCAUAUUAGAGAUAACAUACACAACAUAUUUUUAUUUCGUCUUAAACUCAAUACUCCACUUGAUUUGGAUAACUUUUGAUCGCUUGUGGUUGGUUCUAAAACCCUUGCAGCAUAGAGCCUACGUUUCAAGAAAAAGAAUUUGUAUCGUGUUAGCUGCUACAUGGAUCACUUCAACUGUUAUAGCUGCUUCUCUUUAUGCAUCAGAUAAGGUAUCAGACGCGUUCAUCAAGUCCUAUGUCACAACAUCUUAUGUUAACACAGCAGUUACCAACAUAACAAAUGAUUUCAAAACAUCUUCAACAGUAGCCCCAACAAUGUUCACCUUACCGGAAAUGAGUACAAAACUUUGGCGCACAAAACCUAAGUUAGAAGCAAUCAGGAAUGUUCGUAGAGAAAAGACAUAUCAGGAUACAAUGCAGCUUGUGUUGUCUGUAUUUAUUAUUAUAGCCGAUGUAGUAUUAAUUUCCACUUAUGGGAUGAUCAUAUAUCUACUUAACAACUCACUACGAACAGAGAGUAUCAAUCAUAUGUGUAUCCAUUGUAGCUAUAUUCGUCAUCUUCACUUUACCAUACGCGCUAGUCCGGCUUAUUACAAAACACGUACCAUUAUGGGGAAAUUUAAUGUUGAUUUCAAACAGUGGUUUAAAUAGUAUUAUAUACUUCUUUCGUGGAAAAUGUGAGAAAUAUCAAGAAAAACGAGCCCUAAAAAACGCACAGAUAAUUUUUACAGUGUCAACUACAACUUUUUCAACUCAUUGUUGAUAAAAAUUACAAACUGGAAAGAACCAAAAAAAGCAUUCUUCGUCCUUUUAAUAUAGUAUUUUUAGAAACUAGACUGUUUAUUAACUCAAAAAAUUUAUAAUGUAUUAAAAAAAAUAUACGUCUGAUCUAUUACAAUAAAUAAUUGCAUGUAAUAUAGGCUUUAGAAUAACACACUUUAGAAUAAAACGAUAUAUUUCUGGUCAAGUAAUAUGAAUAUAAAUGUGUGUAAAUUUUUUAACUCGUUUGGAUUAUUUUAUAGAGUGCAAAUUUUUCCUUAACAUGCGCUUACAAGGAUUGUAUUUUCAAAUUAUAUAGCGUUAGAGGAGAUCUUUUUUCAUAACAAGAAACUUUUUUGCAUCUAUGUACAUUUAUAGUUGUUUUAUUUUACUUAAAGGAUGCACGUAAUGACUGCUAGUCUUCGCUUUAAUGGAUUGGUUAGAAAUCAGGCCUGUGGAGUGAAAAGUUUAUCAGUACUGAGGGAAAAAACAAUUUCACAUUUAAACAUCAUACUUAACAUUUAAAGUGAAUAAAAAUAUCAAAAUAGUCUUUGGUAUCCAUAAUUUAAUCUAUGUAGGCUAAUCUAUGCUUUCAAACCAAUGCAAUGAAUUUUCUUUCCUUUUUAACAGAACUUAAAAUAGAGAAGAUAAAAAGCUUUUUUAUUAAGAAGUAAUUUGUUUGGUAUUUGUUUUAUAGCUUUGUUAUCGUAUUGAAAAUAGCUUGAAAUUCUCAAUAUUAAUACAUAUUUUUCUUUUAACUCAUAUUUACAUGACUUAGAGAAUAAUUUUUAUCUCCUAAUUUUCCAUCCGUAGUUUAUAGAAGCCACGAUUUUUGCUUAGACAAACUACAGGUGCCGCUGGAUAAGUGAAACUUUCCUUGGACCGAAGAAAAUGGUUUCACUAGCUUCGAAGUUUCCUUUAAACAAACAUUAAUUUUGUCAAAAACGUCGUUCUGUGAAAAAAAUAUAGAAUUCAUAAAAAUACGGUUGUCUAAGCUUCGAGAAAGGGUAAUUUAAGACAUAAGUUCAAUUUACGAGAAUUACUUUUAUGUAGCCACUGAGUUGUAAUGUAUCACCACGCUCAUGAUUCGAAUGUAAAAAAGCACAAUCAAGCGCUGGAAGUCCGGAAUUUGUUUUGAGAAUGGAGGAAAAUUUCCUGUUAUUUUUAAUUUAAAUUUAUUCUACUGUUGUUUAUCUAAAAACAAUAAUAACAUAAACAACUCAGGAGCAUUUGAAUUCAAAAAAAAUGAGCAACGUCGUGUACUGGGUUAAAUCGACCUAAUGUUCUUUUUCAUUUCAAACGAAAAUUAUUUUGUUUAUUUAAUCUCUUCGCCAUUUAGUAUUUAAAAUUUAAUUAUAGACAGAAAAAAAACCUUGAAGAUUCCUAUAUUACAUCACGGAGCCGACUUUAAACAAUUAAAAAAGAAACUAAAAAAAACUUCUAUUUCACAAGGGCAUCACGUAAAUUAUCCUUUAAUAAUUAUUACACUUGUUACUUUUAUUUCAUGUAUUAUGCGGUUUCUAAUGCAUCAACUUUGUAUAUAAAAUAGAGUAAACUUUUAAUUUUUAACUUUGUAUAGUACUGAUGAUGACGUAAGCCGAAAAACAUUUACUUUUGAAAAUACAUAUUGAUUUUUUUGUUUUGUUUUUAUCUUUUAGGAUUUAUAUCUGCAAUAAUCUAACAUUUUUAUCCUUUUUCUCAGGUAGCCAUUUUAACCAACCAAAGUUAAAAUAUUUUACUCCCAACUUUGCGUUUCCCCCUUAACUGUAUAAAUUCAUGCAAACGUGCCCUUUUAUUACUUUUUUCAGGCUAGUGUGAUCCAGCUUUAAUUUCCUAAUUAGUGUUUUUAACAAAACAAUGUUAAAAAUACCUAUUGUGAAAAAUGGAUAAGGAGUUUAAUUAAAACUUAAUUACAACAUUAUAGGAAAGAACUUUGAGCUUGAUCUUCCUUUAACACACCGUUUUAUUUCUUGCAACAUUUCUCACAAAAGUCUGAACAAGUUCAGUUUUAGUUUAUGCAAACGACAUUAAACAAAGUACAUAAUGUUUCGUCCUAGUCUCUUUCCACCUGGUAGCAUGCAACCAAGAACUGGACUUCCUGGAUUUAGUCGAUUGCCUCCUACUGGUCAUAUAAGGCCUCCACCUCCAUCCCAGGGCCCUAACGAUGAACAAAUGAUGAAAAGAUCGAUUGAUCUAACGUUUGGUUUAAUCGUUGUGAUACUAAACAUCGCUGAAAUUAUUCUAAUCAGCAGAAUUAAACGAAAAAAGAAAAUAUACGAAAUAUGUAUUCUGAGUCUCUCCGUUACAGAUUUGCUUUUCGGAAUUUCAAACAGCGUUGUCAGUGCGAUAUAUCUUUCGAAAAAUGGUCAAAAUGAAAGCAUAUUAGAAAUAACAUACACAACAUAUUUUUAUUUCGUUUUAAACUCAAUACUACAUUUGAUUUGGAUAACUUUUGAUCGCUUGUGGUUGGUUCUAAAACCCCUGCAGCAUAGAGCCUACGUUUCAAGAAAAAGAAUUUGUAUCGUGUUAGCUGCUACAUGGAUCACUUCAACUGUUAUAGCUGCUUCUCUUUAUGCAUCGGAUAAAGUAUCAGACGCGUUCAUCAAGUCCCAUGUCACAACAUCUUAUGUUAACGCAACAGUUACUAACAUAACAAAUGAUUUCAAAGUAUCUUCAACAGUAACCCCAACAAUGUUCACCUUACCGGAAAUGAGUACAAAACCUUGGCGCACAAAACCUAAGUUAAAAGCAAUCAGGAAGAUUCGUAGAGAAGAGACAUAUCAGGAUACAAUGCAGCUUGUGUUGUCUGUAUUUAUUAUUAUAGCCGAUGUAGUAUUAAUUUCUGCUUAUGGGAUGAUUAUAUAUCUACUUAACAGAGAAAAGAAAGUCACAACAGCAUCACCAACUCACUACGAAAACAGAGUAUCAAUCAUAUGUGUAUUCAUUGUGGCUACGUUCGUUAUCUUCACUUUACCAUACGCACUGGUCCGACUUAUUACAGGAAACGUUCCAUUAUGGGGGAAUUUAAUAUUGGUUUCAAACAGUGGUUUAAAUAGUAUUAUAUACUUCUUUCGUGGAAAAUGUGAGAGAUAUCAAGAAAAACAAGCCCUAAAAAACGCACAGGUAAAUUCUACAGCUUCAACAACACCCCUUUCAACGCCAGGGCUGUUGAUAAAAAAUACAGACGGGAAAGAAACAAGAAAACUUUCUUCCUCCUUUUAAUAGAUUAUUUUUAGGAACUGGACUACGAACUCUGACUACGAAAAAUAGGAAAUGUAUUUUUAUAUAUAUAUAUAAGUUAUAUACCUGUGAACCAUGGCAAAUGUGUGCAUGUAAUAUAGCUUUUAAAGAUAACACACUUUCCAAUAAAA